AUGCAAAAACAAAGAUUGGCCAAGGAAUUAGCGAAAAUAACGUCUUUUCCUCCGACUGGAAUAUGUUUGUACUACAAAGACGAAUCAACAAAUGUUUUAGAAGCAAAAGUGGAAGGACCACCUAAUUCUUCUUAUUCAGGGGGCAUUUUUACUUUGGAAAUUAAUAUACCCGAAAGAUAUCCGUUUGUACCACCACUAAUAAAGUUCAUGACAAAAAUAUACCACCCAAAUAUUGAUGACAACGGUCGUAUAUGCUUGGAUUUGUUAAAAAUGCCUCCAGCAGGUAAUUGGAAACCUACAAUUGGAAUUGAGGGGCUUUUAAUUGCUGUAAGAAUGCUCAUUGAGUGUCCUAACCCAGAUGAUCCCUUAAUGGCUGAUAUUGCCGAGGAAUAUAAGAAUUACAUUGAUGAAUUUAAGAAUAAGGCUAAAAAGUAUACUUUAAAAUAUGCCAUACAAUAA
Molecule: messenger RNA, 459 nt
Organism: Brassicogethes aeneus
Lineage: Eukaryota; Metazoa; Arthropoda; Insecta; Coleoptera; Nitidulidae
Source: the annotation of a GenBank genome assembly